CCCCCUCCAUUUCCAUCUCACUUCCCCUCUCUCUCUGUCUCCCUCUCUUUCAUUUGCAGAGACAAAGCUCUUUGGCCAUAUAUAUAUAUAUAGAGAGAGAGAGAGAGAGAGAUACGUACACACAAAUGGACCAAACAACAAUAGAAGUGGACGAUCAAUAUCAUCAUCGGCCGCAGCAUUCAAACCCCUCAAUGAUCUCGAGCUUCACCGCUCUCUUCCCUUGCCUAACCGAUACCUGGGGCGACCUCCCCCUCCAAGUCGACGACCCCGACGACAUGCUCAUCUACAACUCCCUCCACGACGCCGUCUCCUCCGGCUGGUCCCCUCUCAUGACCUCCACUACCCACUCUGACUACUCCUCAUCCGCCCCCUGGCCUGUCGACCCAACUUAUUAUUACAACGAGUACUCGACGACUGAUGAACGACUCAUCGUCGAGGAGAUCGGGAGGAGGUCGCCUGCAGUUCCAGGGAAGCGGUCGCCAGGCGGCAACAGCAGCAGUAGCGCUAGCAGAGGAAGGCAUUUCAGGGGAGUGAGGCAGCGGCCUUGGGGGAAGUUCGCUGCUGAGAUCCGGGACCCAGCGAGGAAUGGCACAAGGGUGUGGCUCGGCACCUAUGAGACCGCGGAGGAGGCCGCACUUGCCUAUGACCGGGCCGCCUUCAGGAUGCGCGGCUCCAAGGCCCUCCUCAACUUCCCCCACCGGAUUAACUCCGGCGAACCUGCUCCGGUCAGGGUCACAGCUUCUAAGAGGAAGGAGCAAGAGCCCAGUAGUGGUUCUUCCAGUUCUGGCUCGGCGCCUAAGAAGAAGAAUAAGAAGUUCGCAGCACCAGAAUCAACAGUGAAAGAAGCCGAGGAAGCUGGAUUCAUUAUGUUGCAGGCGGUAGCUCAACUGCCACUUGGCGAGCAGCUAUUGGUUAGUUAGGAAUUACAGUAUGUACACGUGGAAUUUUCUUUUUCUUUCUCUUUGUUUAUUAAAUAAUUUAUAGGAAUUGAAAUUAGCACAAUCAGCAAAUUGAAAUCGAGGCAUAAACAGCUUCAAUUUCUGUUAUAAUAAGGAACAGAAUUAAUAUAAUUUGUAAACUUGUUGAAGGGGAAAUGACCAGUUUACAAGUACUACUCUACGUACACAUAUAUGUAUACAUACCAUUAAAACGCAUCUGAGGUUACAGAAUGCAUUUGCAACGCACAAAUAAUGAAUGUUUCA
Messenger RNA from Punica granatum (pomegranate), 1202 nucleotides. NCBI's taxonomy places the organism in Eukaryota, Viridiplantae, Streptophyta, Magnoliopsida, Myrtales, Lythraceae. The record is from RefSeq and is a predicted model, not a curated record.